Molecule: messenger RNA, 2147 nt
Organism: Cloeon dipterum
Lineage: Eukaryota; Metazoa; Arthropoda; Insecta; Ephemeroptera; Baetidae
Exons: 4
Coding region: 126-1766 (546 amino acids)
Source: RefSeq, a predicted model, not a curated record
CAGUUCUGACAACGAGCUCUCUUCUUCUUUUUUCUAUUCACGGUAUGGCUUAAGCGGCUGACCACGUAACCCCAAAAAUUUCCGGCUGGCGGGGCGUUACGUGCAGGCAAAAAUAAAAAAAAACAAUGUUUAUUAAAGAAAAUUCCAGUCAAUUUUUAUUUUAUUUCUAUACAUUUUAUUUUUUAGCUUUACCCAUGCUUGUGAAGGUUGUGAAAUACUUAAUGACUAAUGAGUGCACGAGUCUGAUUCGGGAGGAAAUGAACAUGAAAAUCUUGAUGUGCCCUGCUCUGGAGCUCUACUUGGCGCUUGGUCUCAAGGUCAUCGACUUGACCGCCUUUUUGUCUUUCUGUCCGAUUCGGCUGAAAUACCAAUAUUUAAAAUCGGCAGUGAUUAGGAUUUCGCAGUUUACUCCCAAUAUCGAAGAGCUUUUGGUGUCGAGCAAAACACGUCGGUACUACAGAAAAUUCGAUUCGCUCGUGGAUGCUGAGAUGUUGAAGGCGCUGUACCAGCUUACAAAUCUGCGGGUCCUUCAGCUGGAUGAAUGGUGCUGCUUCGAAAUAAAAGACGUUUUCCAACUGUGCGAAAAUCUGCCAGGCCUGCAAAUCCUCAGUAUCAACUUCCCAGACAGCUUUGACGACUUGGACGAUUUUAAUUAUGAUCGUGUCGAAUGUGCGGCAAUAUUGAAAAGAAGCAUGUCGAAUUUGAAAGAGUUUAUCUACACGGCAAGGAACAAUGAAACUCUUAAAAUAGAGUGCAUGAGGAAGAGGAAUCUUUCGAAUUUGCAUGUUUUACAUCAGUAUUCUGAGCUCUUCCGUCCGAAAGAAGAUUACGACCCCUCUACUCCAAAUGAAGUAGUCCCUGGAUACUCAAAUCUGCGACACUUAAUGAUACUUAUCAAUAUACCGUUCGAUUACCCAGAGGAGGACAUUCACAUAACACAUCCUCACGUCACUGACUUGAUGAUGCAUUGGUGCGAAGACCCAGACUGGGAUUGGAAGAGUUUGAAUUACAUUCUGCAGUUCACCAAUAUUGAGAGCUUGACUAUGCUCGACUUCCCGACCGAGGUUAUGUUCCGCUUUAUUGACACCUUCGGAGCUAAAUUAAACGCACUGAACAUCCAACACGACGACCGCCAGAUGGAACCGUUCCUGAAUUUAAAUUACAUUUUCACUGCUUGCCCUUUGCUUGAGAGACUACGGCUGUGGCUAGUCAUCAACGACCCAGAACCGAUCACAUUUUACGCUCGUCUAAAAGAAGUCGAAUUGAAUUUCUCGUUCCCGGACGGAAGCAGCGACGAGAUGGUGAAUAUUUUGAGUGCGCCUGACUUAGAGAAAGUCAUCCUGAGCGACCCCUGCCUCGAAGAUCUGAUUAAACUAACUUCAAAAGUGGCCGAGAAAGAUUUCCUACAGAAGCUCAAGACUCUCGUCAUAGAUCUGGAGGUCGAAUCCUUUGCACUUUUCGUCAACGUGGACCUAUUUAAUGGAAUCGUUGAGUUCAUCAAAUGCGCGGCAGCGUGCCUGAGCAAUUUGACGACCUUGAAGUUCUACUUAAAUGAUCGAAGAAGUGAAUAUUCCACGCUUGCAAAAAGUUUGAGGAAUGGAAGGACAACUAAUGAAGAGUUUCCAGACGUGACUGCCUUUUUCUCCGGCGCUAAUAUUAACAACGAAUCAAUCAGCUGGUUCGUGGAUGAAAAACUCAUAAGCAUUCUCGACAGUUAUACUGAAAGUGGAAUUUUGAUCGGAGAGAAAAUUAAAUAUGUUUAUUAAAACUCUAUAUUUUAAUCUUCAAAUUUAGAUAUUUUGAUCCUCGAUGACCAGUAAAGUUUUUGUGCCAAAAGCUGCGUAGUUAAUUAUAGAGGCGGUGCGGAUUGUGACCCCCCUGCUAGUAAAUUCAAUAUGGCGGAUUGCGGGUGCGGGUUAGCGAAGUGCGGUUUGGUGCGGGUUCAAAUUUUGAAAAAAGACAUGGGUGCGGUACGAAAUAAGCGGGUUCGGUGCGGGUUUGGGUUGAAAAUUUGUACCCGCGCAAAGUACUAUGAUCCUAUCAAAUUAAUUUGUUCAUUUUCUGAAAAGAGAAUCUCAAUUUCUCAAAAACAGUGCUAAUUCCAAGAACUGAUUCAGUUUAACUUUUGAUUUUUUUCUUGUUGGCAU